ACACACACAUAUAUUACCGAAGCACCAACUCAAAAGAAGACUCCUUCCGUUGAUCCACUCGUCAACUCUACGUGUCUCUCUCUCCAAAUCACCGAAUCAAAACAGAUUAACAAACGCUUGCAUCAGUUGUAAAAAUCACUUCUUUUGCAAUUUUUCUUUACUGGGUCUUCGUUUUUUGCGAUAUAAUAUCUAUGUUUUUAUACAAAUCGCUGGACAUCUAACUUUAUCCCCCUCCUCUUCUACUGUACAGUGUACACAGAGCAGCUACUUUCUUUCCUUUCCUUUCCUUUCCUUUCCUUUUUCCCUUCUGAUUAUUUGCCAACAUUCUUUAUGCCCUCCUUACUCAGCUAAUCACUUUCUCUAUUCACACUUUAGAGAUGGAGACUAAGAUUCUCUUCUUCUCUUUCCUUCUCCUUCUUGCUUCCUCCUCCUCAGCACAGAUGCCAGGUUUCGUGAGUUUGGACUGUGGGGGCAAAGAAAAUUUCACUGAUGAACUUGGAUUGGUGUGGAUUUCUGAUGAUAAUCUUAUGUAUGGAGAAACAGCAGUCAUAUCAGUUGCAAAUGAGACAAGGAAGCAAUAUACAACACUGAGACAUUUCCCAGCAGAUUCCAGGAAGUAUUGUUACACUCUAGGCGUCAUAAGUAGGACAAGAUAUCUUUUAAGGGCAACAUUCUUGUAUGGUAAUUUUGACAACAACAAUGUCUAUCCCAAAUUUGAUGUCUCUGUUGGGGCAACUCAUUGGUCCACAAUUGUCAUUUCUGAUGCUAAUACCAUAGAGUCUAUAGAGCUGAUAUUUCUGGCUUCAAGUCCCACCAUCAGUGUGUGCUUAUCCAAUGCUACAACUGGACAGCCAUUUAUAUCGACACUUGAGCUCCGGCAAUUCAAUGGUUCAAUCUAUUAUACAGCAUAUGAGAACCAAUUUUAUCUCAGUGUUUCUGCAAGGAUCAAUUUUGGUGCAGAUAGUGAAGAUCCAGUUAGGUAUCCUGAUGACCCAUUUGAUAGAAUAUGGGAAUCUGACUCUGUGAAGAAAGCAAAUUACCUUGUUGAUGUAGCUGCUGGUACUGAGAAAGUUUCAACUGACUCGCCAAUAGAUGUCAGCAAUAAUGGAAUGCCUCCUGAGAAAGUGAUGCAGACUGCAGUAGUUGGUACAAAUGGAUUUUUAACCUAUCGGAUGAACUUAGAUGGUUUUCCUGGUUUUGGGUGGGCUGUCACAUACUUUGCAGAGAUUGAAGAUUUGAAGCCUAAUGAGUCCAGGAAAUUCAGGCUUGUACUACCUGGCCACCCUGAUAUGAGCAAAGCUGUUGUUAAUAUCCAAGAAAAUGCUCAAGGAAAGUAUCGUCUCUAUCAACCAGGAUAUCCCAACAUAUCUCUCCCUUUUGUAUUGUCUUUUAGAUUUGGAAAGACUUCUGAUUCUACAGAGGGACCACUCUUGAAUGCCAUGGAGAUAAAUAAGUAUCUAGAGAAAAAUUGUGGUUCCCCUGAUGGGGAAGUUAUUGCUAGUGUCAUUUUGCCCUAUGCAUCAGCAGAUUGGGCACAAGAAGGUGGUGACCCAUGUCUGCCAGUGCCAUGGACAUGGUUGCAGUGUAAUUCAGAUGGACGACCAAGGAUAGUCAAAAUCUCUCUGUCUAGUAAGAAUUUGACGGGUAAUAUUCCUUCAGACUUGCCAAAGUUGAAUGGCUUAGUUGAACUAUGGCUUGAUAGGAAUUCACUAACUGGUCCAAUACCUGAUUUUACUGGAUGCAGAGACUUGGAGAUCAUCCAUCUUGAGAACAAUCAGUUAACGGGUGAGCUUCCUUCCUCGUUAUUGAACCUACCAAAUUUAAGGGAACUGUAUGUGCAAAAUAAUUUGUUAUCCGGAACAGUACCAUCAGGUCUUCACAAUAAUAACUUAGUUUUGAACUACUCUGGAAACCUUAAUCUUCAUGAAGGAGGCCGAAGAGGAAAGCAAAUUGUUAUUAUUAUUGGUUCAUCAGUUGGAGCUGCCAUUCUGUUCAUAGCUACAAUAGCAUCCUGUUUAGUUAUACACAGAGGAAAGAAAAGUUCUGAUCAAGAACAACUCAGGGUUUCCCCACGUGCUCAAGGGCUAGUUUCUACCUUGAAUGAUACUCCAGCAGAAGGUGCAUAUUGCUUUACAUUUUCUGAGAUUGAAGAUGCUACAAAAACGUUUGAGAAGAAAAUAGGUUCUGGAGGUUUUGGAGUUGUAUACUAUGGGAAAAUGAAAGAUGGAAAAGAAAUUGCAGUCAAAGUUCUUACUAGUAAUUCCUACCAAGGGAAGCGAGAAUUUUCAAAUGAGGUGACUCUUCUUUCAAGGAUACAUCAUAGAAACUUGGUACAGUUUCAUGGGUUUUGCCAAGAAGAAGGGAGAAGUAUGCUUGUUUAUGAGUUCAUGCACAAUGGAACGCUCAAGGAACAUCUCUAUGGUCCAUUAACACGUGGAAGAAGUAUUAAUUGGAUCAAGCGCCUUGAGAUUGCUGAAGACGCUGCCAAAGGAAUUGAAUAUCUCCACACAGGCUGUGUUCCUGCCAUUAUACAUAGAGAUUUAAAGACCAGUAAUAUUCUUCUUGACAAACACAUGAGAGCAAAGGUUUCUGAUUUUGGUCUUUCAAAACUAGCAGUAGAUGGAGCUUCACAUGUCUCAAGCAUAGUUAGGGGCACAGUAGGGUAUUUGGAUCCAGAGUAUUAUAUUUCUCAGCAGUUAACGGACAAGAGUGAUGUUUAUAGUUUUGGUGUCAUUCUCCUGGAGCUGAUGUCUGGUCAAGAAGCCAUAUCAAAUGAAAGCUUUGGUGUUAAUUGCCGAAAUAUUGUUCAAUGGGCAAAGUUUCACAUUGAAAGCGGGGAUAUCCAAGGAAUUAUUGAUCCCUCACUACAUGAUGAGUAUGAUAUACAGUCUAUGUGGAAGAUAGCAGAGAAGGCUUUGAUGUGUGUCCAGCCUCAUGGACACAUGAGGCCAUCAAUUUCAGAAGUUCUCAAGGAGAUCCAAGAUGCUAUCCUAAUUGAAAGGGAAGCUGUGGCAGUGAGAGAAGGUAACUCAGAUGACAUGUCAAGGAAUUCUGUUCGGUCUUCACUCAACUUGGGUUCCUUGGAAUUUGGUGGCACUGAAAAUUACUUAUCCCUUGAUGCGACAGUUGCACAGCCAACAGCUAGAUAGUUUCUUGUUCAUGCACAGGUACUGAUUCAGCUUCAGGUGGAAAAAAAGUAAAUUUUUGGGUCCAUGUAGUCAUAUUCUUUGUUCUAGGAUUACAAUGGUGGAUUUGCUAUAUCAUGCUGGGAAAAUUAAGAGAACAUGUUAAUUUUUUGAGCUUGCAAAUUAUGUGUUCCUUUUUUGAUUGUAAAUUUUUUGCUCCUAGUAAAGUUAUGUUAUUUCAGCAGGGAAUUGAUGAAAAAAUGAAUCCAUUUUGGGUGAUCAAACACCCAUCAAUGUUAAGAAAGACAAUGAAAUCUCAGUCACAGGAUUUGAUUUUU
This is a messenger RNA of Hevea brasiliensis (rubber tree), 3463 nucleotides long. RefSeq names its product probable LRR receptor-like serine/threonine-protein kinase At1g67720. Gene Ontology annotation, molecular function: ATP binding; protein kinase activity; protein binding. Bases 378 to 3149 code for a protein of 923 amino acids. Gene Ontology annotation, biological process: protein phosphorylation. The transcript is spliced from 15 exons. The record is from RefSeq and is a predicted model, not a curated record. NCBI's taxonomy places the organism in Eukaryota, Viridiplantae, Streptophyta, Magnoliopsida, Malpighiales, Euphorbiaceae.